ACCUCCCUACUGAUGACGUCACACUCGACUUCAGUGAGCUGUCGUGCCGGAAGGAAAGAUGGCGGAUCAUGAGGAGCAGUUAUCUGACGAUGAGAAGGUGCGCAUAGCUGCUAAUUUUGUCAUCCAUGCUCCUCCUGGAGAGUUCAAUGAAGUUUUCAAUGAUGUUCGAUUACUCCUUAAUGAUGACAAUCUUCUCAGGGAAGGUGCUGCGCAUGCUUUUGCACAGUACAGUGUGGACCAGUUUACACCAGUAAAAGUUGAUGGAAAUGAUGAACAGGUCUUAAUUACAGAGCAUGGUGACAUUGGAAAUGGUAGAUUUCUGGAUCCCAAAAACAAAAUUUCUUUUAAAUUUGAUCAUUUGCGCAAAGAAGCCAGUGACCCACGGCCUCAUGAUGUAGAUAAUGCGAUUGAAUCCUGGAGGAGUGCUGUAGAUGGUGCUGUAAGAGCCUACGUUAAAGAGCACUAUCCUAACGGAGUCUGCACUGUUUAUGGGAAAACGAUUGAUGGGCAUCAGGCAAUCAUUGUAUGCAUUGAGUGUCAUCAGUUUCAACCAAAAAAUUUCUGGAAUGGACGCUGGAGGUCAGAAUGGAAAUUUAACAUCACUCCAGGAGCACCCACUCAAGUAGUGGGUAUAAUGAAGAUACAGGUUCAUUAUUAUGAAGACGGAAAUGUUCAACUUGUCAGCCAUAAAGAUGUACAGGAAUCCUUGUCUCUUUCUAAUGAAGCUCAGACUGCCAAGGAAUUCAUUAAGUUAUUGGAGACAUCGGAAAAUGAAUAUCAGACUGCAAUUAAUGAGAAUUACCAGACCAUGUCGGACACUACUUUUAAAGCCUUACGCCGACAGCUACCUGUAACUCGCACCAAGAUAGACUGGAAUAAAAUCCUGAGCUACAAGAUAGGAAAAGAGAUGCAAAAUGCUUAAACCAAGAUUUGCAUGACUGGAUUGCUGUAUUGUCCCAUGUAAAAAAGAAAAAAUAAAAGUAAUAAAAGGUUUGGUCUCACAUGUAAAGCAUUUAUUACACAUUAACAGCCUACCUUUAAUAAUCCAAUUUUAUACAGAUAUUUACUAAUUGAAACUCUCAUUGGGUGUUUUUAUUAUGUUGCUAACACAUUUCUACCGACGUGUUUUGUUUUCCAACUGUAUAUGAUGUUACUUUUUUUUUUUUUCCGGUUCAAAAUAAAACACCUUUUUUCAUAAUUAUUUUAUUUAGGUGGGGAGACCACACCUUUUAUCCCAAUAAGAUAUCCAGAUGAGAAAAUGAAAUUAUUUUACUUAAAACCCCAUAGUGUACUGUAGGGUUUAUUACAUUUUGGAAAAAAAAUAGGAGUAUUCUGAACUUUUUUUUUUCAUUUCUUUAAUGUAAAAGUUACUUGUGAUUGACUCAUUUUUAUGUCAUCCCUUCCAAGCCAUCCACUUGUCUGACUACACAUACUGUUUAUAUGUGUUUGUGCUCUCCAUACUAUAUGUACUCAAAGAGGAAAUAUGAUAACAGUUCCUAUUUUCUGCAAUAUACUGAACAGGUUAUCAUUUGUAAACAUGGCAUACAUUUGUAAGAAUAAAAGGUCAAGAGGAACGGUUCCAUUAAAAAGGUCUUUGAUCUGUAUCUUAAUUCAUUUAGCUAAAACCACACAAAACAUUGCUUAUUACAUGCUUGUUAACUGCUUAAGAUGUUUAUUACAUUUGCCAUUAAUCUCUUAUUUUUAUGAAACAGACAUGACUUAUACAAUUGUAAUAUAUUCCUGUAUUAAAAAUUUUGUCGGUCAACUUGGUGAUAUUUUUUUUUGGAAUGAACUGUAAUACAAUAUCAAUUAUGUUGCAUUAAAUGACAGAUUUUCUAUUUA
Polypterus senegalus (gray bichir) is the source of this 1842-nucleotide messenger RNA. RefSeq names its product F-actin-capping protein subunit alpha-2. The coding region runs from base 59 to 922 and encodes 287 amino acids. The record is from RefSeq and is a predicted model, not a curated record. Lineage: Eukaryota; Metazoa; Chordata; Cladistia; Polypteriformes; Polypteridae. Gene Ontology annotation, biological process: actin cytoskeleton organization; barbed-end actin filament capping. The transcript has 10 exons. Gene Ontology annotation, molecular function: actin filament binding. Gene Ontology annotation, cellular component: actin cortical patch; F-actin capping protein complex.